This is a messenger RNA of Aspergillus calidoustus, 579 nucleotides long. The record is from the annotation of a GenBank genome assembly. Lineage: Eukaryota; Fungi; Ascomycota; Eurotiomycetes; Eurotiales; Aspergillaceae.
AUGAAAGCCGUCAUCCAACGUGUCAAGUCUGCGUCCGUAACAGUGGAUGGUCAACUCAUAUCCAAAAUUGGUCGAGGACUCCUAGUCCUCGCGGGAGUCGGGAGAGACGACACCGAGAAAGACAUUGACACAAUGGUCAACCGGAUAUUGAAGGCAAGGCUGUUCCCAGCGGAAACCGAUAAGCAGUGGAAAAGGAACGUCCAAGAUAUUGACGGCGAAGUGCUUUGUGUAUCACAAUUUACGCUUUUUGGCCAGCUAAAGAAGGGCAAGCAGCCGGAUUUUCAUGAGGCCGCCAGUGCUGAUACGGCACGCAAGCUCUACGAUUAUUUCUACCAGCGGCUCGGCGAGAACUACAAACCUGAGCGCGUCAAGAACGGCGUUUUCCAAGCAAUGAUGGAUGUCGAGCUAAUCAACGAUGGGCCGGUGGGUGUCGACUACCGCAGUGAAGAUGCGGCGGUUACAAUUGAAAUUGACACGCAAUUACCGAAGCGAGAAAAGAGUACUGACGACAAAGACUCCUCUGCUACGAAAAAGUCAGGGACCGUGGAGUUCAAGCUGCCCGCAGAACUCCUAGAGUAG